Molecule: messenger RNA, 175 nt
Organism: Funneliformis mosseae
Lineage: Eukaryota; Fungi; Glomeromycota; Glomeromycetes; Glomerales; Glomeraceae
Source: the annotation of a GenBank genome assembly
AAAAAGGAAAAAUAAGACUCCUAUUAAACUUAAACUUAAGCCUAUUACCCAAGUGAACAGGCCGGAUCCUCUAAUCGUUGAAACGGUUGAAAAGCAGUAUCCCGAAUUAUCUUUUCUACCUGAUAGUGGAGAAAAUAUUGAAUUUUAUCGAGUGGACAAUGGAAUUCCUUGCCCG